CGCCUCUGCCAUUGCAUCCGACGUCCGAUAGCUCGCACCCGUUUCCUCAAUGGAUUUCACUGAAGUGUACAAACACUCUGGCGCCAACGUGUCUUUCAGUCAUGGAUCCCACCUCAUACUUACCGCUGUCCAUGAUCGACUCGUACUCCGACGCGCGGACACUUUCCAGAUCAUGCGAACAUGGCGGAUCGACGCGUCCCCAACUCCAACCCACCUCCUGACCGCUGCAGUCAGGCCAAAGAACAGCUCACAGGAGCACCUCAUAUCUCACAUCGGAUGGUCGUGUGAUUCUGAAUACGUGCUGGCGGCUUCCGCGAAACUGGGAGCCGUUCAGAUCUUCAAAGUACAAGAUCCUGAGUGGUCGGCGCGGAUCGAAUGCGGUGCUGAAGGCCUUGUCAAGGCACAAUGGGCUCCCGAUGGCCGCACGGUGCUGUGCUUCUCUCAAUGGGGGCUCAGAGUGACUGUGUGGUCCUUAGUGUCGGGGACCGCAAUAUACAUCCAAUUUCCGCUCCAUCCAGACACGGGCUACGCGUUCAGAGCUGAUGGUCGAUACUUCGUGCUGGCGGAGAGGCACAAAUCAAGAGACACGAUAGGCGUCUAUGAUACAGAGCAGGAGUAUAAGCUCGUCCGCCAUUUCCCGUCGCCGACGUCCUCACUGGCGGCGCUAGCAUUGUCUCCUAAGGGGGACCAUCUCGCCGUCUGGGAAGGUCCAACGGAGUACAAGCUGUGCGUUUUGUCGUUGACAGGAUCUGUGCUGGGCACGUUUUGCCCAGAGCCCGAUCCUGGAUUGGGGAUUCGCCGGGUUGCCUGGCACCCGAGUGGCAUGUUUCUUGCAGUCAGCGGCUGGGACGACAAGAUUCACAUCUUGGACCUCACUUGGACUGCUGCAGUGACUUUUGAACUCUUGUCCAGAGUGCCUGCUGGUGUUACUAUCUGGCGAGAACCAUCUAGGUGGCAAGAAGCAACAGAGGGACGGGGAUUCUUGUCCUACGAACGUUUGACUGGCUCUCACUCCAUCGUCGUUCAGAAACCCGAUGCCACAAAGCCCAAUCCUAAGAGCGGCACUGUGCAAAUGGAAUGGAAUGCAAGCGGGACACUUUUGCUCGUCCGCUUCGAAAGUUCGCCUACUGUUGUCCAUUUAUUCGAUUUUCCGGCGUCGGGUACUCCAAGAUUACGGUCGGUGCUUAUCCACACUAGACCCGUCGCACAUGCGCGGUGGAAUCCCGCGAGGAAAGGGAAUCUGGUCUUGUGCUGUGGUAGUCGCAGUCUUUAUUCCUGGAGCGAUGAGUGGCAGGGCCAACACGGGGAGGAAGAGAUGGCAGAGUGCAUAGGGGUCCCCGCCAAGAGCUUCGAGACUCGCGAUUUGAGAUGGACUCUGGACGGAAAGGGUGUGGUACUGCUAGAUAAAGAAGUGUUCUGUUGUGCUUUCGAGGUCGACGAGCCAGAUCCAUGACACCUGACCGCUGAGCUCAUCUUCUUUACGAUCCCCCGAUGUACUUGCGUGUGUGCUACAUUUGUCACGAUUUCGGCCCAUGUCGGCCAUCAGUCAGCCAACAUACGCGUCAAUUUCAUCUUGCUUCAUCCCUCAUCUUGCAUGCUUUCUCGGUCACUCAGGGCAGCGCGCGCUGUUCGCAGACCUAUAAGGCUCACCGCUUCAUAUUCGUCCCAGCAUCGUUCCACUCCGCCCAAGAACGAACGCACGGAGCCGAAGGAGGAGCAGGAGCAGGACUUGCCGAAAGACCUCGAGGGUUUCUUCAAGCAGCAGCGGCCUUCACCAUCAUCCAAAGGCAAUUCUUCCAAUCCAGAUUCGAAGAACCGAAACUCUCGUUCUCCCCCUCCCCCUCCUCCCCCUAAUAACAACUUCAAUUUUUCCAACACCCAGCUCGCAUGGCUAGCCAGCGCUUCUAUCGCCUACUUCAUCUAUUCGAGCUCUAACUCAUCCUCGUCCCGCGAAAUCACCUGGCAGGAAUUCCGUGCGGCAUUUUUAGAGAAAGGAUUGGUGGACAAGCUGGUCGUCGUCAAUGGGCACAAGGUCCGGGUCAAGCUCCAUUCCAAUGCGACAGGGACCAUGUACCCGACCAAUGCCAAUUUCGGCGCGGCAGACUACUUUUUCUCGAUCGGAAGCAUAGAGGCUUUCGAGCGAAGGCUGGACGAGGCCCAAGCCGAAUUGGGGAUUCCGAGUCACGAACGUAUCCCGGUCGCUUACCACGACGAAAUCUCGGCGUGGCAAGCAGCCUUUGACUUCGCCCCGACUAUCCUCACGAUUGGUUUCCUUGUAUGGCUCUCGCGUCGGGGUAGCGGAAGCAGCGGUGGAGGCAUCUUCAGCAUUGGAAAAAGCCGGGCCAAGCUCUACAACAAGGACACCGACGUCAAUGUCAAGUUCAGGGACGUUGCCGGAAUGGACGAGGCCAAAGAGGAGAUCAUGGAGUUUGUCAAGUUCUUGAAGGAGCCCGCCAAGUACGAGAAAUUGGGUGCCAAGAUCCCGCGUGGCGCCAUUCUGUCUGGUCCUCCGGGAACAGGAAAAACGCUCCUCGCAAAGGCAACUGCGGGUGAGGCGUCCGUUCCGUUCCUGUCCGUCUCCGGAUCCGAGUUCGUCGAGAUGUUCGUCGGUGUCGGUUCAUCCCGUGUACGAGACCUCUUCGCCGAUGCUAAGAAACAUGCCCCUUGCAUCAUCUUCGUAGAUGAAAUCGACGCUAUCGGCAAGUCUCGUUCCAAAGGUGGCAAUUUCGGUGGCAACGACGAGCGAGAGUCGACGCUGAAUCAGCUGCUUGUGGAGAUGGAUGGCUUCGGAACUCAGGAGCACGUAGUUGUUCUCGCUGGAACUAAUCGACCGGAUAUCCUCGACCCGGCACUACUGCGACCCGGUCGUUUCGACAGACAUAUCGCCAUCGACAGACCGGAUGUCUCGGGCCGUAAGGGUAUCUACAUGGUGCACCUUCGCCCCUUGCGCUUGCACGAGGCCCUCUCAGACAAGGAUGGCUUUGCGCAGAAACUUGCUGUUCUGACGCCGGGUUUCUCUGGAGCAGACAUCGCCAAUGUCUGUAACGAGGCUGCUCUGCAUGCUGCGCGGAAAGGGUCCGAGUACGUCGAGUCUGUGGACUUCGACACGGCUAUCGAACGCGUUAUCGUCGGGUUGGAGCGCAAGAGCCGUGUGCUUAGUCCUGAGGAGAAGAAGACGGUGGCCUACCAUGAGGCUGGGCACGCCGUCUGCGGAUGGUUCCUUGAGCAUGCCGACCCCUUGCUGAAGGUCAGCAUCAUCCCUCGAGGCACGGGCGCUCUCGGAUACGCGCAGUAUCUGCCUGCGGAGCGCUACCUGAUGUCGACCCCUCAGAUGACUGACCGCAUCUGCAUGACUUUGGGAGGCCGUGAUGAUUUGCAGAAGAUCACCCGCAUGGCCUUUGAAGCGUGUGCCAACUACGGCAUGAACGAAGUCAUUGGUCCAAUCAGCUACGGCGGUGCCCAUAGGUCGAACGACACAUUCACCAAGCCAUUCAGCGAGAAGACCGCUGAGAUGCUCGACGCUGAAGUGCGGAAGAUGAUAACGAUUGCUUAUGACCGAACACGGAACCUACUAACUGAACAUCGGGAGGAUGUCAUCAAGGUGGCGCAACUGCUUUUGGAGAAGGAGAACAUCACUCGCGAGGAUAUGCUCAAUUUAUUAGGAAAAACGUCCUUCGAUCGCGCUGAUGAAAUGGAUAAUGGUUGGAUGAGCAUCGCAAUGGUCAGAAGUCGGCGCCUCCUCCUCUAGAACCCAGAGAUCCAUCUGAGAUCGAGGUUGGCCGGCCGGCUCCAGGCUGCGGCUGCGACGAAGGUAGAUGUACUUCGGUUUUGAACUCCGUAGAUCGCUUUCGAUGCAAUCUUGUAUCAUUGGGUAUAACUAUAUUAAGCCAAUCCCAU
Messenger RNA from Mycena citricolor, 3897 nucleotides. NCBI's taxonomy places the organism in Eukaryota, Fungi, Basidiomycota, Agaricomycetes, Agaricales, Mycenaceae. The record is from the annotation of a GenBank genome assembly.